UUUCCAUAAAGAAAACCAUUCUCCUCAGACACAAAUUUUAGAAUAAUACAACGGAAUUAUUUUCCGGUCCGGUCCCUUAUUUCUUCUCCCUCGUCUCAACGACUAGAAAAGAAGUGAAAUUCUGAGUUACUUCUCUCAGUACUACAGUGAUGAAUCGGCGAACUGAGAAAAGUUCAGGAGGAGGAGGAGCUUCGGUGAAAUCGAAAUCAUCAAUACCAAUAAUCCAUAAAGAACCACCACCAACUUUGUUUCCGUCCAAGCACGAAUUUCCCAGACUCAUCCUCGUCCUCGCCGUCGCAUCCUUAGUUGCUUGGACUUCCAAUCUCCUUUUCACCGCCCUCCUUCAUCCAACUACUACCAAACCCUUCUGCGACAAUUCUCUCGAUUUCUUUCCCGAUAAUUGUGAACCUUGUCCAAGUAAUGGAGAGUGCAUUGAUGGCAAAUUGGAAUGUUUGAAUGGUUACCAAAAGCAUGGUAACUUGUGUGUAGAAGAUGGAGAUAUCAAUGAAUCAGCUCGAAAAAUUGUGGAGACGGUGGAGCGUCACCUCUGUGGAGAAUAUGCUCGAUUGUUGUGCUCUGGAACUGGAUCAAUUUGGGUUCAUGACGAUGAUUUGUGGAAUUAUUUUGAGCAUGCGGGAAAUGUCAAAGAGGGUAAUGCACUUUAUAAUUAUACAAAACAAAAGGCAUUUGAUACUAUGGAUAAACUACUGGAGAUGAGGUUAAACUCUCAUGGGAUGAAGGAAUUCAAGUGUCCGGACUUGCUAGUGGAGCAUUACAAGCCAUACGCCUGCCGCUUAAGUCAGUGGAUCACAGAACAUAUUCUAGUUGUUUUGCCCAUUUGUGCUAUGCUUGUAGGAUGCACAAUUUUGUUCUGGAAUGUCCGUCGAAAGCUACGCAUGUCGAGACGAGUUGAGGAGCUUUACAACAAGGUCUGUGAAAUACUUGAAGAGAACGCCUUGACAUCAAAGAGUGUAAAUGGUGAAUGUGAACCCUGGGUUGUUGCUUCUAGGUUACGGGAUCACCUGCUUUUACCAAGAGAAAGGAAGGACCCUUUAUUAUGGAAAAAGGUAGAAGAAUUGGUUCAAGAAGAUUCUCGUGUAGAUCGCUAUCCAAAGUUGGUGAAGGGUGAAUCAAAAGUGGUAUGGGAAUGGCAAGUUGAAGGCUCUCUGAGCGCCUCAAAGAUGAUGACUAAAAGAGAUGCAAGCAAAACGAUGGUCAAUGGAAACAUGGACCUGAAUUGUCAACAACGCCCUACAUUGAAAGCAGAGCCCAUGGAACCAAAUUUUUGAUACAGAAACUUCUUUGAAUAGUGACUCGUGUAUAUUACGAUGGCUGAAGCAUAGUCUAACAUCGUCUGUGUAGAAAAGGUUGGGUGAGAAUGUAGAAUAUAUAUUGUUUUGACUUUGCAGCUACAUGGGGCAAUCGUGUAAGUGUGACCUGCAUUUGAUCAAGCUUGCAUCAGUUGAUGGGACCUGCAUGCUUAAGUUUUGAAAUGUGCUUAUAUCUUGGGGAGAAACAUCACAUCCUUGAGACAUUUUACCUCCGACUACUGUAGGUCUUGAUUGACUGUAAACAAACUAGUUAUGUUAUGUGAUGUAAUAUAAAUUUAAGAAAUUUCUGAA
Trifolium pratense (red clover) is the source of this 1622-nucleotide messenger RNA. RefSeq lists its product as uncharacterized. NCBI's taxonomy places the organism in Eukaryota, Viridiplantae, Streptophyta, Magnoliopsida, Fabales, Fabaceae. Gene Ontology annotation, molecular function: chromatin binding. Gene Ontology annotation, cellular component: nuclear inner membrane. The coding region runs from base 150 to 1289 and encodes 379 amino acids. The record is from RefSeq and is a predicted model, not a curated record. The transcript has 10 exons.